AUGGCCAUCGUACAAACUGAUUUGCAAGGGGCUUUGCCUCUUGUUGCAAGAGGUAAAGUAAGAGAUAUCUAUCAAAUAGACAACGAGACAUUGUUGUUUGUUGCUACAGAUAGAAUAUCUGCCUACGAUGUGAUUAUGAACAAUCCUAUCCCAGAUAAAGGUAUUCUUUUGACGAAAUUAUCUUUAUUUUGGUUCGAAUUUUUAAAAGAUGUCAUUCCAAACCAUUUGAAAAAAAUCCAGAAUAUAGAUUUCGCCGAUGGGCAACUCUCCCCUUACAAGUCCCAACUUCAGGACAGAUCGUUACUCGUACAGAAAUGUAAAUUGAUCCCAUUAGAAUGUAUUGUAAGAGGAUAUUUGACAGGAUCUGCCUAUCAAGAAUAUUUGAAGACUCAAACCGUUCAUGGAAUGCCCAUAGAAAAGGGUCUUCAACAAUCGGCAAAAUUUAAUAAACCAAUUUUCACCCCUUCUACGAAGGCUGAACAAGGUGAACAUGAUGAAAAUAUCUCGCUCGAAAGAGCUAUUGAAAUCAUUGGUAAUAAGUCAUUGGUAGAAAAAAUAUCCAAAAUCUCGAUUGAGCUUUAUGAAAGAGCUAGAGAUUACGCUUAUACAAAGGGUAUCAUCAUUGCCGACACGAAAUUUGAAUUCGGGUUGGAUGAAAAUUCAAACUUGAUCCUUAUUGAUGAGGUCUUGACUCCGGAUUCUUCUAGGUUUUGGAGCAGAGAUACUUAUCAAUUGGGUAAAGAUCAAGAUUCUUACGACAAACAAUUCUUGAGAAAUUGGUUAGUUGAAAACAAGUUAAAGGGUGUUCCUGAUGUGACUGUUCCUGAUGAAAUCAUCUCCCAAACACGUGCAAAAUAUAUAGAGGCUUAUGAAUCCCUAACAGAUGAAAAGUAUUAA
Henningerozyma blattae CBS 6284 is the source of this 897-nucleotide messenger RNA. RefSeq names its product phosphoribosylaminoimidazolesuccinocarboxamide synthase (gene ADE1). The record is from RefSeq and is a predicted model, not a curated record. NCBI's taxonomy places the organism in Eukaryota, Fungi, Ascomycota, Saccharomycetes, Saccharomycetales, Saccharomycetaceae. Gene Ontology annotation, molecular function: phosphoribosylaminoimidazolesuccinocarboxamide synthase activity. The transcript has a single exon. Gene Ontology annotation, cellular component: cytoplasm. Bases 1 to 897 code for a protein of 298 amino acids. Gene Ontology annotation, biological process: 'de novo' IMP biosynthetic process.